Microdochium trichocladiopsis is the source of this 1219-nucleotide messenger RNA. RefSeq lists its product as uncharacterized. The transcript is spliced from 2 exons. The record is from RefSeq and is a predicted model, not a curated record. Lineage: Eukaryota; Fungi; Ascomycota; Sordariomycetes; Xylariales; Microdochiaceae. The coding region runs from base 1 to 801 and encodes 266 amino acids.
AUGGCGCCAUCCAGCAACGCGGGGACGGCUACCAGCUGCGUCACUGAUGCGCUCCGAGCAGCAAAGAACUCUCAUGAGGAAGUCGACAAACUCAAGGAGCGGGAUAGGAUGAUGAAUCAGCUGUCCAAGAAGCUGACCGAGCUUGCCACCAUGCUGGUCUUCGCGGAGUGGACGGCGACCGUUGACCCGACGUGUCUGUCGUUCGUCAAUGACACUAUUCAGCACGUGAGAAAGAUCUGUGACGAGCUCCAAGACGCUUUAGUCAAAGCGUUGCAAGGACAGUCCCCGGAACGACGGAUAGACUGGUCCGGGACGGCAUUCAGAAAAGAGAUGAUUGAGUACACCAAGGAUAGUUUCCAACUGCAACAACAGCGUAUUUCUGACUCGGAUGAGGCCAUGGACUUCAAUGAUGAAAGAGGCGUGAUAAACCAAUGCCUUACAGUCUGCGAACAGGCCGAUGCAGGCCUGCAACGCUUUCAGCAGGGACAACUGGCCUUACGACAGGCUGGAGGCGAGCAGACUUUGCUCUCUGGACCUGGCGCCGUGGACUCGCCAGACAACUGUGAGAACCAAACCUCAAGGGAGAAUACUUCAUCCGAAAGCGAGGGUCUACCCGUAGGCACACUCAGCCGUCUACAAGAAUGUCUUGAUGGCCUUACCACGGGAGAUCUCCACUGGCAUGACGUGUGGUCGCGGCUGCGCGACGUCGACAUGACAAAACAAUUCCCCGAAACCGCCGGCCAGGCCUUCAACAAGAUCAUCAGGCAGAGCAUUGGAGAGGUUACAGUGUACUGCCCAUGAGAACUGCGAUCAGGUCGUGGUUGUGGUACCAGAGGCCAACAGAGGCAUAGCCAGGAAUAAUUCGGCUCAGCUCAUCGCAUCCACGGACGACAAUACAUUGCAGAAGCUGUCUUACCAACGCUACCGAGUCAUGCCAUCGCCAGGCACAGCCCAAAGCCCGUGUAGCGCUGCCCAGCCAGCGCGACUUCCCCAUGUUCAGUCCGAGACAAACCAGAGCGAGGCGACUAUCGGCGGAAAGCCCACUUUACAGGAAUUGAGGGCGCGAAGACUCCAAGUUUUACAAGCGCGCUAAGAAGUAACUGUUGAAGUCUGCUUGAAGUAGCGGCUGUGCCGCACCGCUUGCUCCAAAUCUUCUUCCCUUACGGCUAAUUGGCUACUUUGGGUUUUCCUUCAGGGCUUUCUGGCCAUUUCAUCCGAG